UAUAUGGAAAGGGGUGUAAGGAGUGGUGGGAGGUCCCGAGAGGGGGGUGGGCCCGUCUAGGGGCGCAAGGCCUCUUGGGAAAGGGAGGAAAGGCUCUCUGCGUGUGUCACAUACGUGUCGUGUCCUCCCCUCGCGAUGUCACAAUGGGAGGCAGCUGAGCAGAGCCAGGGCCAUCGUGGGUGGGGGUCUCCUUGCGGCUCAACCAUGACCGGCCCCAGUCGCCUCCCUCGGAGACACCACCCUCGGGACCCCCGACCCAAAUCUUGGCGGUCCUAACCAGCAAGAAGGCCAAUGGGCAAGCGCUGCCCAGCCAGGACAUGGCGGACGUCGUCGAGGAGGCAGCGGAGCGGCGGAACGAAGAGGAGACGCAGUCCAUCGACUCGGAGGACAACCUGGUCCCCGGGCGGAGGGCCUCCCUCUCGGACCUGACCAGCCUCGGGGACAUCGAGGGCCUCUCCGUCCGGCAGCUGAAGGAGAUCCUGGCCCGCAACUUCGUCAACUACAAGGGCUGCUGCGAGAAGUGGGAGCUGAUGGAGAGGGUCACCCGCCUCUACAAGGAGAAGGACCUCCAGCACCUCGUUUCCGACAUGGAUGACCCGACGGCCCCGCCGCCCAGCGCCCCCUCGCAGCUCCCGCCGUCCGCGGAGGAGAACCUCUGCAAGAUCUGCAUGGACUCGGCCAUCGACUGCGUCCUCCUGGAGUGCGGCCACAUGGUCACCUGCACCAAGUGCGGGAAGCGCAUGAACGAGUGCCCCAUCUGCCGCCAGUACGUCAUCCGGGCCGUCCACGUCUUCCGGACUUAACGGGGGGGAGGGGGGCCGUCUCGUCGGCCAUCUUGGUCCAGGAAGCGCCCGCGGGGCAAAGGGGCCCCAGAGACUCGGUCGGGGCCGGGUUUCGGGCCCCCGCCUCACUUACCGCAGUGCCUACAGAGCCCAAAAACGCCUCCAUAUUGGAACGGCAGGGACCGAAGGACCCCCUCGGGGGUAUUUCCCCCUUCUCCCCCCCCCCCACCCGAAAUGCCGAGAGAGGCUUGGCGAAUAAAAACAAAAGUGGUCUUAAA
Messenger RNA from Anolis carolinensis (green anole), 1060 nucleotides. RefSeq names its product E3 ubiquitin-protein ligase rififylin-like. Gene Ontology annotation, biological process: proteasome-mediated ubiquitin-dependent protein catabolic process; protein K48-linked ubiquitination; negative regulation of extrinsic apoptotic signaling pathway via death domain receptors. The coding region runs from base 318 to 803 and encodes 161 amino acids. The record is from RefSeq and is a predicted model, not a curated record. Gene Ontology annotation, molecular function: ubiquitin protein ligase activity. Gene Ontology annotation, cellular component: plasma membrane; cytoplasm. NCBI's taxonomy places the organism in Eukaryota, Metazoa, Chordata, Lepidosauria, Squamata, Anolidae. The transcript has 5 exons.